AGCUUGUCGGGUAUCAAUCGACGAUUACCUUCCUCGUCUAAAGCGUCAUCGCUCUUGAAACUUCAGUCGGAGAGAGAGACAGAGAGCAAUGAGUGCUAUCCGAGCUGCAGUUUUCUCACCGUCAAAUCAAUGGCACGAAAAAAUUCAAACCCAUUUCCCAACCCACCCAAACAGAUCAAUCAACAACGCAAACCCAAAUCUUCAAUCCAAUAGAAGAAACCCAUUUCCCUGUUUCUCCGUAGACGCAUCAAAAUCCCCAAACCCAGCAACCCCUCUCACCGCCACAACCCCGCCGCUCGUGGUGGUCGGCUCAGCCAAUGCCGACAUCUACGUCGAAAUCGACCGUCUACCCAAAGAAGGCGAGACCAUUUCAGCCAAGAGCGGCCAGACCCUGGCUGGCGGCAAAGGCGCCAACCAGGCUGCCUGCGGCGGCAAGCUUUCUUACCCAACAUACUUCGUCGGUCAGGUGGGCGAGGACGCCCAUGGGAAGCUGAUCACCGAGGCUCUGAAGAGCGGCGGGGUCUGCCUCGAUCGCCUGAGUGCGGUUUCUGGUGCGCCCACUGGGCAUGCGGUGGUGAUGUUGCAGUCUGAUGGGCAGAACUCCAUCAUCAUUGUUGGUGGGUCCAACAUGGAGUGCUGGCCUGAGAGGAUUUCUGAUGAGGAUUUGGAGGUUGUGAGAAAUGCUGGAAUUGUUCUGCUUCAGAGGGAGAUUCCGGAUUCGGUCAACGUUCAGGUUGCAAAGGCUGCCAAGAGUGCAGGUGUACCAGUCAUUUUGGAUGCUGGAGGGAUGGACACACCAAUCUCUAGAGAACUAUUGAACUUUGUUGAUAUUUUGAGUCCAAAUGAAACUGAGCUUGGUCGUUUGACAGGAAUGCCGACUGAAAGCUUUGAACAGAUUAGUAAUGCUGUGGUGAAACUCCAUAAAAUGGGUGUUAAGCAAGUCCUGGUGAAACUUGGGGACAAAGGGUCCGCCCUAUUUGUAGAUGGUGAAGAACCACUCAAACAACCAGUCAUACCUGCUGCCAAAGUACUUGAUACUACCGGAGCUGGUGAUACUUUUACAGCCUCUUUCGCGGUGGCUCUUGUGGAGGGCAAGUCCAAACGAGAAUGCUUGAGAUUUGCAGCUGCGGCAGCUUCUCUUUGUGUUCAAGUAAAGGGAGCCAUUCCUAGCAUGCCGGAGAGAAAAUCAGUUUUGAAUCUUCUUCAGUCUCCUUGAGGAUAGCUUGUACAUAAGAUAGGUACAAUAAAUUUCGACAUGCUUGUUGGAUUUUUCCUUUAUCUAAACAGUUAAGGUCGAUUAUUUAUCCCAGAAGCUACUCCUACAAGCAAGUUAGUACGAGGAAUUCUAAUGCGGGCAUCAAUGAUGACGUGAGAGAGCAUUCACUCGCUCAUUCUCUCGCUCUCACAUCCCGCAUUUUUAAGGAUUCCUCGGUUUAGUAUUCGUUAUGGAAUCGCCCUAUAGCACUCGCACUCUAUGCGAUGCUCCUCUGGAGGAAUACAUUCUCUCCGGAAGCCAGUGGUUAUAUGAACCGAAUAUGAGCAAAUUCAGAGCAUCCAGAUAUGGUGGGGACGGUAUUUAGUACUCACAGCAUUCAGACCAAACAUUGUGGAAGAGAAGAAAAAAGCUAAUUGUCUACUUUACUCGUAUACAAAUUCUCGGUGUCAACAUUUAUUUUAUGGGAAUUUUAACGAAAA
Malus domestica (apple) is the source of this 1695-nucleotide messenger RNA. Its product is annotated as ribokinase. NCBI's taxonomy places the organism in Eukaryota, Viridiplantae, Streptophyta, Magnoliopsida, Rosales, Rosaceae. Gene Ontology annotation, molecular function: ribokinase activity. Gene Ontology annotation, biological process: D-ribose metabolic process. The record is from RefSeq and is a predicted model, not a curated record.